CAAAAAUUUAUUUGGCUGUGCCUCAUCAUCAUGAACCGUGCUUUUAGCAGGAAGAAAGAUAAAACAUGGAUGCAUACUCCUGAGGCUUUAUCGAAACACUAUAUUCCCUAUAAUGCAAAGUUUCUUGGCAGUACAGAAGUGGAACAGCCCAAAGGUACCGAAGUUGUGAGAGAUGCGGUUAGAAAAUUAAAGUUUGCAAGACAUAUCAAGAAAUCUGAAGGCCAGAAAACUCCUAAAGUUGAAUUACAAAUAUCAAUUUAUGGGGUAAAAAUUCUAGAACCAAAAACAAAGGAAGUCCAGCACAAUUGCCAGCUUCAUAGGAUAUCAUUUUGUGCAGAUGAUAAAACUGACAAGAGGAUAUUUACUUUCAUAUGCAAAGAUUCCGAGUCAAAUAAACAUUUGUGCUAUGUAUUUGACAGCGAAAAGUGUGCUGAAGAGAUAACUUUAACGAUUGGUCAAGCCUUCGAUCUGGCCUACAGGAAGUUUCUAGAAUCUGGAGGAAAAGAUGUUGAAACAAGAAAACAGAUUGCAGGGUUGCAGAAAAGAAUACAAGAACUAGAAACUGAGAAUACAGAACUCAGAAAUAAAGUCCAGGAUUUGGAAAAUCAGUUAAGAAUAGCUCAGAUAUCAACGUCUCCAGCAGCCAGUGUGACACCUAAAUCACCUUCCACUGACAUCUUCGAUAUGGUUCCUUUUUCUCCCAUAACUCCUCAGUCAUCAACACCUACUCGCAAUGGUACACAGCCUCCUCCAGUACCCAGUCGUUCGACAGAGAUAAAACGAGACCUUUUUGGAGCAGAACCGUUUGACCCUUUUAACUGUGGAGCAGGUGACUUCCCUCCAGAUAUUCAAUCAAAACUAGAUGAGAUGCAGGAGGGGUUCAAAAUGGGACUAACUCUUGAAGGCACGGUAUUUUGUCUCGAUCCAUUAGAUAGUAGGUGCUGAUGUCAAGAACAAGGGAUCCUGACUCUUGUAUGACAUUUUUUUUAUUAUUGUUAUUAUAAUGUGUAAUACAAGUAUUAUCCAUGUGCCAAAAAUUUUUGUUUUUAGACAUGUUAACUUCUGUGAUAUAUGCUUCAGUGAGACCAACACAGACUCAGUGUUGACCUGUAAAAUUGUAAAAAGCCACAUCUGCAUGUGAGCUGUUCAUUAAGUUACACCCUUGUUUCUUUCUGCUUCUGUUGGAGAUAAAUUUAUAUUACUAAAGAAGAGUCUCCUAAUUCUUCUUCUCUUUCUGGGUUAUAAGUUAGUACUUUUGGAAGCUACAUUACCUUUUUCUUUUCAGUCCAUUAGGAUAUUAUUGAAUUCUACUCAGCUGUAACUUAGUAAUUUUUUUUUCCUAGUAGUUUGAAGAAAAAGAAAAAAGUGUCUAACUGAAAACUCAGGACUAAUCUAGGCACUUGAAAAAUCCAUCUCUGACUGUGUCUAAAUGAUACAUAUGCUAGCCAAUUCAGUGGGAGGCAGCAAAAUGAUUAUUUGAUGGUAUGAGAGCCCAAAAGAAGUGGUUUGGAUUUUCAGUUGGCUUUGAUGGCGUCGUGUAGUUAUAACCAAUUAUUUUACCUAUUAAACCUAUGAAAUUUUCCUAAAUCACGAGCCUUGUAUGUCAUUAGUUGCUUUUCAUAUCACUGGAGAGUUUUACACUUUGAAAAUAAUGACCUCGGGUCACUAACUUUCAGACUGGUGAAAUGAUUAGUGAAUAGAAGUUAAAAGGUUAAUAAAAUUGAAUGUACCUAGAAUAUGUAGUAGCAAACAUAGGUGCCAGGUAACUCAAAUUAUUAUAUUCAUUUGUGUACUGUGUUUCUUUUUCAUCUUAAAAUUACGAUUUCAAUCAACAUCUAAGAAAAUAUAGAAAAAUCACUUUUAAAUACCAUCUUAUUUUGAACGAGAGCAAUUAUAUAACAAAGGAUGUAUACCUUUCUAAUUUGAUAAUACAGAGAAAAUAUAUUUGAACAUAGAUUCUGCAUAUGCCUACAACACAUUGUACCAGUAUUUAAUUUACAAAGCAUUUCUUUCCACCGAAGUAGUCUGUCUCUUACUGGAAUAUUUUCCCUUGACACAUUCGGUGCCUAGCACAGUGCCUUGCGUGUCAUAGGCAUUUUUAUAAGUAUUUGUUGAAUUGAACUGAAUCUCAGAUGCUUAAAGUUGAGAAGCCACAGUUAGUAUUGGUAUUUUAGCAUCUAUGACAACCAUUCUGUAUGAGUAAGUAAUCAUCGUUAGUGAUAUGAGGUGACCAAAUUUCACUUUAACUUAAUUUUCCUAAAGUACAAAUCAUUAUGUAUAGUCAUAUAAAUUAAGUUUCUGCUAGGGUCAGAGUAUAACUGACUUGACUACUUGUAUUCCAUUAAUCAUUAACAUGAGCAAUAAAGAUUUUAUUUAAUUUCAUUCAUGAUUCACUUAUGAACUUGUUCACUGAAAAUAUCUUUAUUAUGCAGAAUUACACAUGCUUAAAAUGUAUAGUAACUAUAAUAAAGUAAUACCCUAAAAGUAAAUCUUAUUAGGUUUCCCCUAAUACCACUGUACUCAAAAAAUAAAGAUUUGAUGAUUUUGAAAUAGAUGGGGGUGGUGGUGGUGGAAGUCCUCUCCCUAAAAAAAGAGGCUUUCUUUUUGAUUCAUGAACAUUUGCUUUUGUUUUGUAUCCUAGGUUGAAUUAAACCUGGGAUGUUCAUGCAACAUCACAUUUCUUUGAGUUUUUUUUUUUAAUGUUUGAAGGUGUAUAUGAGUCUUCCUCUUUUCUGUUUUAUGUUCACGUGUAUCACUAAUUCCAGAGUAGUAUAUGUUUCAUAAAAAGAAGUCUUUAUAAUUUUGUUUGUCAUAUAGUAUUUUGGAAUUUGUAUAAUGAGGAUGUUUAGUAGCCAUAUCUCAAUGGCUUUUUUAACAGAUAGAAUUUGUAUUUUUAUUGUACUUUAAAAAGCUUUAUGUAAUAGGCAUAUAUUUAGUGGCCAUUUACUAUCAAUGGUAACACAAUACAGUACUAAGAUGAUAUUUGCACACUUAAAGAACUUUUUCUUUACUGAUUUUUUAAUGGUAAUCAGGUAUGGAAAUGGCAUGAUUAAUAAUACAUGACUGGUCAUUCAGUUCAAAAAUGCUUAAUUUAGCAGUGCAUUUUUAAUGAAAGAUUUGGUUGAAAACUGUAUAUCUUUGUAAUCUCAAUGGUAUGUUUGAUUUUGCUGGAAAUAA
Molecule: messenger RNA, 3177 nt
Organism: Trichosurus vulpecula (common brushtail)
Lineage: Eukaryota; Metazoa; Chordata; Mammalia; Diprotodontia; Phalangeridae
Gene: GULP1
Product: GULP PTB domain containing engulfment adaptor 1
Exons: 10
Coding region: 31-945 (304 amino acids)
Source: RefSeq, a predicted model, not a curated record